Messenger RNA from Lagopus muta (rock ptarmigan), 2886 nucleotides. RefSeq names its product tubulin delta 1 (gene TUBD1). The transcript has 9 exons. Gene Ontology annotation, molecular function: structural constituent of cytoskeleton; GTP binding. NCBI's taxonomy places the organism in Eukaryota, Metazoa, Chordata, Aves, Galliformes, Phasianidae. Gene Ontology annotation, cellular component: microtubule; cytoplasm. Bases 342 to 1703 code for a protein of 453 amino acids. Gene Ontology annotation, biological process: mitotic cell cycle; microtubule cytoskeleton organization. The record is from RefSeq and is a predicted model, not a curated record.
CGCGAUACGCGCCCACCUCCCUCGCUCCUGGCAUGGAGCUUGCGUAGAUGGUGCGGCGAAGCCGUUCGCUUAGUGCGUGCGUAUUGCCCUCUGUGAAGCCCCGAAGCCCGCCGCUUGUGCCUGAACUACCCGAAGUUCCCUCUGAGCAUGCGCACAGCUGAGGGGGGCUCGCUGAGGCGCGCGGGUGCGCGUGCGCUGCUGAUGGUUGAGCGGUUCUGCGAGGUCAGCCCUGAGGAGGGGCUGCGGCGUGGACCCCGCCCCUCCUGAGCCGACAUCGACCUGAGGAGAGAUCCGGGCGGGAGGGACGGGCGAGGAGAGAGCUAAACACGAGGUGAAUUAGAAUGUCAAUAGUUGCAGUCCAGCUUGGCCAGUGUGGUAACCAAAUUGGUCAUGAGGUGUUUAACACCAUCUGUGCCGAUGUCCGUGGCACACACGGGUUGUGUUCCAAGAAGGAGAAUGAAGCCUACCACGAUGCUUGUACAGAACGGUUUUUCAGCGAGGCAGAGUCUGGAGUACCUGUUGCCCGGGCUGUGCUUGUUGACAUGGAACCUAAAGUAAUCAGCCAAACUUUAUCGAUAGCUGCCCGGUCUGGCCACUGGAAAUACGAUGAUCAGUCGCACUUCUGUCAGAAGCAAGGGUCUGGGAACAACUGGGCAAAUGGUUACUCUGUUCACGGGCCUAGAAACAAAGAAGUAAUCAUGAAUCUAGUGCAAAAAGAAGUAGAGAAGUGUGACCGACUCAGUGGAUUUUUCACAAUAAUGAGCAUGGCUGGUGGUACAGGUUCUGGCCUAGGAGCAUUUGUGACUCAGUGUUUAAGAGAUGCUUUUCCAAGCUCGUUUAUACUAAACCACGUUAUCUGGCCCUAUGGCACUGGUGAGGUCAUUGUUCAAAACUACAACUCUGUUUUGACUCUGUCACAUCUGUAUCAGUCAUCAGAUGCUCUUCUUGUUCAUGAAAAUGAUGUCAUCCACAAGAUCUGUGCUCAGCUGAUGCAUAUUAAACAGAUCUCCUUCAGGGAUGUAAAUCAAGUCAUUGCACAUCAACUGGGGAGUGUUUUCCAGCCUGCUCACACAGCAGAAGCUGGCUUACACUACAGCAGAAACCCUUUAGGAGACUUAAUGGAAACUUUAGUUCCACAUCCUGAAUUCAAGAUGUUGGGUCUCCGUAACAUACCUCAGAUGCCUGAAAACUGCCUUGCAUAUAGCACGUUCAGUUGGCCUGGACUCCUCAAACAUCUGAGGCAAAUGCUUAUUGCUAAUGCUAAAAUGGAGGAAGGUAUUGAUUGGCAAGUACGGCCGCCAUGCCCAGGCUCCUCCAUCUCCUCCAGUCACUCCACAAAGAAGCUGCUGCAUUUCAAUACUUCCAUUGCCAACCUGGUCAUCCUGCGAGGAAAAGAUACACACAGUGUAGACUUAGGAAGUUUCCGAGAUCCCUCAUUAUAUACAUCAUGGCUAAAUCCUCAGGAUGCUUUUAAUGAGUGGAAAACCCCAAGAGCAUUUAAUAAGUAUGAAAAGUCUGCUUCUCUGGUUAGCAAUAGCCAGUUCCUGCUGAAACCUCUUGACAACGUUGUAGGAAAAGCUUGGAAUAUGUUUGCUUCCAAAGCCUACGUUCACCAGUACACUAAGUUUGGAAUUGAAGAGGAGGAUUUCUUGGACAGUUUCACAGCUCUGGAACAAGUUAUCUCCAGUUACACCAACCUUUGAUUUUUGAAAUGGUUUCUUCCUGAAAGAACCCAGCACUGGAAGACCUUCCAUCAACUAUCAAAUAUAUAAAUUACUGGACUACAACUAUUUGUUAAUCUUGUGAGCAAGGCAUGUAUUAGAAUCAAACUGGAUGAGAACUGAGUAUGCUUAUGUGCACAGAUAUUAUUCUUAUUUAACAGAUAUAGUAGCUGUUUUCCAAAACAGCUGAUAUCUGUUGUAGCUUAAUCUUUGAAUGUCAUUUUCAGAACUUGCAUAUUUUUAAUAAAGAAUUUCUAUACAGAAGGGCUGCUCUCUAGGCAUUCCAGCUUCUCCAGUUCCAAUUUUUCAUGCUAUCACUUUGCCCUGGAAUGCUUUAAUACUGAUAAAAACACACACUAUCAGAAUUAUUAAGCCAAACUCCAUUUGGGUAUCAUUCAAGAGACAACAGUCUGCCACAUGGUGCUUUAAAGCGAAGUAAAGCUUAAAUUCUACUUCAAGGCUUAUAGCUUUGACAAAACACUGGAAGUUCUGAACCAUCUGAGAAGAAAGAAAAACACAACAAAACACCUGUGAAUGGGGGUCUUCAUUUUCUUUGCAUCCUGCAGUUAUAUUAAAGAUCACAAUGGAUUCCAAGUUUUCCAUACACUUACAGGGAAAACCACAACUCUUGCUCUUCCUCCUGUGUUAGGAGAGCAAGCAGGUGUUCUUUUUUAAAUCUACUUUUUAGUACUUAAAGAGAUUUGGGAGGAGAAUUGCUGUUAGAUUACAGAUGGAUAACACUGUAAUCUUGUCAUGUAAUUUCAAAAUUUAAGAACCAGGCUUUUUAUUUUCCUGACAAAUGUUACAACGACCACAAGGUGGUGCCACCGUGAAGCUGCAGCCUGCAAACACAGCAGCCAGGUACAGGAGCAAAAGUGACCAAAAACCACUCAGAUUAAAAAAAAAAAAAAAAUCAGAUCAAUCUCAAGGACUUUUCCUAUGAGAAGUGGGCAAGUAUUACAGUUACAGUUUAAGCCUCAGAGCUAUUUCACUCCAGGCCACUGAGCUUUUAACUAAAAGAUGAGCAAGCAUGCAGAACAGUAAAUAUGUUAAGGACAUUUGCAACUUGGCCUGCAUAGAAGUCUUGCCCUGUUAGAAAUUCUAAUCUAGAUUUUAAAUCUGCAGUGACUUAACACAGCAGUAGAUGCAGAAAUGCUCUUGUAAU